UUAUAUCACCCGUAGUGUUCCAGUGCUGGACCAGACGAGAGGGUCGGACUCUGAGGAGCACAUCAUGAAGUUGGAUGUGUCUGCAGCUUUGUCUUCUUUGGCGUUGUUGGUCAUCUCUCUAUCUCCAGCAUGCUGUCAGCAGGCUGUGAAUUGCAGAUGGGGCCCUUAUGGAGAAUGGUCAGAGUGUGAUGGCUGCUCCAGUACAAAGGUGCGGACUCGCCACUUUGGGGUGUACGCCCAGUUUGGGGGUGUGCCAUGUUCAGGGGAAGCCACACAAACACAACCAUGUGUCCCACAAAAAGGAUGUCCCCUGGCAACAAGCUGUGGAGACAGAUUCCGCUGUACCUCAGGUCAGUGUAUCAGCCAGUCUCUGGUGUGUAACGGAGACCAGGACUGUGAGGACGGCCUGGAUGAGAGAAGCUGUGAUCAAGAUAGCAGCCAGUACUCAUGUGACCUCGACAAAACACCUCCCAGCUCUGACUUCACAGGCAAAGGGUACAACGUGUUGACAGGCAAACUGAGGGCAGGUGUGAUCAACACUCUCAGCUUUGGAGGGCAGUGCAGGAAGGUGUUCAGUGGUAACCAUAAAGUCUACUACAGACUGCCACAGAACAUCAUCAGGUACAGCUUUGAGGUGAAAGUAGAAAAUGAGGAGAGCGAUGAAUCCUACGAGAGCUCCUGGUCCUACAUGCAGCACAUCCAGUCCAACGCCUUGUGGGGACACGACCGCCGCUCAUUCCACAAAGAGCUCACUGACAAUAAGGCUUACAGACUUAUUAUCAUGAAGAAUAAGGUGGAGCUGGCCCAGUUCCAAAACUCUGCCCCUCAGUAUUUGACUCUGGCUGAAGGCUUUUGGAAGGCCUUGUCCUCUCUGCCGUACACGUACGACUACUCUGCCUACCGCCGGCUGUUUGAGACAUACGGCACACACUACCUCUCCGAGGGCUCACUUGGAGGCGAAUACCAAGCCUUGUUGGAGUUGGACCGCCAGGCUCUCGAGUCGAGCGAAACAACAAACAUAGAUUACCAGAGGUGUUGGAGGAAGGUGAAACGCCGUCUCUUCAGGAAGAAAGUCAAGACCGUCUGUGAAAAACUGACAAAAGCUUUAUCAUCCAGCUCCGGACACAACGUAAACAAGAUGCCCAUAAAGGUCAACGUGUUUGGAGGAAAUCCGGCCUUUACAGGCGCUCUGACUCUUCUGGAUCUGGAAAAUCCAGAAGCUAACGGAGAGAUCUACAACAACUGGGCCUCCUCUGUCCAAGACUUCCCUGAAGUCACAGACCAGAAGCUGCGUCCUCUGUAUGAGCUGGUGAAGGAGGUGCAGUGUGCAGGUUUGAAGAAGCUCCACCUGAAAAGAGCCACAGAGGAGUACCUGACGGAGGAGCAUCCCUGUCACUGCCGGCCCUGCCAGAACAACGGCCAGCCUCUUCUGACGGGCUCAGAGUGUCGCUGCAUCUGCCGUCUGGGAACCUCAGGACCCGCCUGCGAUAGGGGAGCCGUGAUCGGAGAGCCACCAGGGGUGAUCCAUGGCAGCUGGAGCUGCUGGUCCUCCUGGGGAUCCUGCUCUGGGGGUCAAAGGUCAAGGACCAGAAGCUGCAACAACCCUGCCCCCAGGAGAGGUGGCCAACACUGCUCCGGACUGCAGCUGGAGCAGAAGCCUUGUGAGGAUGCAGACAUCCAGUUCUUACAGAUGAUGGAGCCUCAGUGCUUCAAUCUCUCCGUAACUCCACCGAAGACAUGUGGAGCGCCCCCAAACCUCAGGAACGGAUUUAUUCAGAAUCCCAGAGACUUUUACCUGGUUGGAAACUCAGUGGAGUACUCCUGCAUACAAGACCAUUACCUCAGUGGAGAUGCUGUGGCUCAAUGCACUGAAAACCAGAAGUGGAAGACAGGAGAGAUGGUUUGUAAAAGUUCCACGUGUGGGAUUCCUCCACUCAACAGCCAAGUUAUAGCCAUGCCCCUGCAAGAAGCCUAUCAGAUUGGAGACAGAGUGUCCCUCUCCUGUCCUGUGGGGUCAGUGCUGGAUGCUGAUGUGUCAGAGAUCAUGUGCAGUCCCAGUCUGCAGUGGUCUCCUUCACCGGCCAGCGCUCAUUGUAAAGCCGCUCCCUCAGUUCCCUCUCCAUCUGGCCUGAAGUGUAAGCCGUGGGAGAACGCAGGACAAACUGAGUGUGUGUGUAAAAUGCCAUCUCAGUGCCCGACUUCUCUGCAGUUGUGUGCCAGACUCGGCUCAAGCCGAGCGCGUUUGCUCAGCGUUUGUCAGCUUGGAGCUCUGCAGUGUAUUGGACGGAGCUUCGAGUUGGCCAAUGACAGCGACUGUGCCUGGCCAGAGGAGACGUCCACGUCCUGCGCGGACUGCAAACCGGGGACGAUCUGUCAGGUUCUAGAAUCGAAGUGUGUUUGUCAAAACGCCUCAGAGUGCCCUACAGACUACGCCCCCCUGUGUGUGAGAUCUGGUGUUGGCAGCGUUGCCCUGGCGAUGACCGAAUGUGAAGUGGGGGCCAGGCGGUGUGCUGGGGAGACAGUCAAUGUUUUCAGUAUUGAGGCUUGUCCCGAAUAAAGAUGGCUGUUCUUUGAUUUUACUGAGCGGCCUAUUUUUUCUCUUUCUUGUUAAUAAAAUCAAAUGUCUUGUUCUCA
Molecule: messenger RNA, 2634 nt
Organism: Anarrhichthys ocellatus (wolf-eel)
Lineage: Eukaryota; Metazoa; Chordata; Actinopteri; Perciformes; Anarhichadidae
Product: complement component C7-like
Exons: 18
Coding region: 65-2557 (830 amino acids)
Biological process (GO): complement activation
Cellular component (GO): membrane attack complex
Molecular function (GO): protein binding
Source: RefSeq, a predicted model, not a curated record